AUGGAGGAACUUCUGCUCGAUCCUGACAUCCCUAUCUCCUACAUCCUAGUAACGAGCCGACCCGAUGCUCCCCUUGUUAGAAUGUCACGAGGAAGCGGUUUCACUGGGCUCAUCUCCCCGGUUCAGAUUGAAGAUUUUGACGCUACCAACGACAUCAUGACAUUUCUCCGGCAUUCUUUUGACGAAACGUACAACGCUCGUGAUCUCCAUUUCUUCCAGGAAAAGCCAUGGCCUUCGCAAGCUGUCCUUCUCUCGUUGGCCAGAAGGAUUGGUGGGCGAUUCAUUGUUGCAGCCACUCUCGUCAGACUCGUCGAGAACGCCGAAUAUCCAAUUGAUCGUUUGAACCUCAUAUCAAAAAUAUACGACGGAAGCCCCAACCCCACCUACAUUCGUCUCGGCAAUAUUGACUCCGUCUAUCGCUACAUCAUCUCUGAUUGCUAUCCCAGUGACCGGAGAUCUUCUGUCCAGUGCCUUUCCGACAUUAUCGCUCUUUCCAAACCCUUGUCUACAUCUACUAUUUGCCGGUUUUUUGGUUAUGAUAUUUGGAGGCGCAUCCAUCAUCUCUCUGCUAUUGUUGCCGUACCCUCCGCUUCGGAGCCUAAGGCUACAGUUGCGAUUUAUCACGCAUCGUUGAGGGACUAUCUUUGGGACAGUUCUAGGUCGCUCGAACUCCAUGUAACCCCAAGGAGCUCGCAUUCUCGUUUGCUUUGCAUGUGUUUCCGUGUUGGAAUCAAGGAAAGGGCGGAUGUAGAGAAGAACAGAGUAAUUGGUAAAAUUCUGAAUGAAUAUGAGGGUCCUCUUCAGUACGCGCUUGAGAACUGGGCGCAUCAUCUCAAGCACGCAGAACCAAAUAACGAAAUCAGGAUGCUCCUUGUCGAGUUUCUGAAAACCUGCCUUACAGCUUACAUAGGAAUCAGCGAUCGUAGCGGUUCUGAUCAUUUAUCCGAAGCCUGUGAAACUCUCUGGGCGGCUAGAGCUAUGAUAUUAAAGUGGGAACCAUUUGACAGCCAGAAAGAGGCAAUGAGCAUUGGAAAUAUAUCGAACGCACAGAAAGCAAGAUACGAAAGAAUUCGAUGGGCUGAAUCGUCAACUACAACAACUGGCCAAGGACAAAAGCGAUAUCUCAACGCUCAAGCGGCUGGGGUUCACAAUGUCACCAGAUCUGCACAAGAACAAUUCGAUCUAUACUGUCAAUCCCAUACAGGCCAAUCUUCUCAGGAAUGGAGAUCUUUCGAGGCUAUUCUGCGUCAAUACUUAUUCCUUCACUGGGCUUACCUGAUCUACGGAGAAGGCAUGAUCCGUAUUUCUGUUGAGACUGCCGAGGGUCCGAGUGACAACGAGGAUUACCAUCCGCGACAAGACGAGCCGGAAUUACUAUCACCGGACGUCGCACCUAUCCUUCCAAUUUUUACUGAGCCUACCUAG
Coniophora puteana RWD-64-598 SS2 is the source of this 1425-nucleotide messenger RNA. RefSeq lists its product as uncharacterized. Bases 1 to 1425 code for a protein of 474 amino acids. The transcript has 7 exons. NCBI's taxonomy places the organism in Eukaryota, Fungi, Basidiomycota, Agaricomycetes, Boletales, Coniophoraceae. The record is from RefSeq and is a predicted model, not a curated record.